Molecule: messenger RNA, 954 nt
Organism: Phycodurus eques (leafy seadragon)
Lineage: Eukaryota; Metazoa; Chordata; Actinopteri; Syngnathiformes; Syngnathidae
Gene: nop16
Product: NOP16 nucleolar protein homolog (yeast)
Exons: 5
Coding region: 192-719 (175 amino acids)
Biological process (GO): ribosomal large subunit biogenesis
Cellular component (GO): nucleolus
Source: RefSeq, a predicted model, not a curated record
AACAAUUUUAUAUGCUACUAACGAAAGAGAAAAGGAGGGGGAAAUGAAAAACGAAGGGGGAGUAACAUGACCGGAACUAAGCAAACGCGACAUCCUGUUGCUGCUACACGUUUUUCUUCAUUGCUAACCACACUUAGCAUUGAAAUACCUACCUCUAAUAAUUAAAGCCUCAUACAUUUUUGUCAAUAAUUAUGCCCAAAGCCAAGAAGACGAGCCGGCGGAAGAAGUUCGAUUACAAGAAAGACCGCAAGAAACUUAAGAAGAAGUUUAUAAAGAAAGCCAACCCCAAGAUAGAAAAUAAACAGAUACGGGAGGCAUGGGAUCCAAGUAAGUCCACGACCAGGAAUCUGAUGGACAUGGGCCUGGCCUUCGAUCCAAACCGCAGUUUGCCCAUCAAGAAGCAGAGCCUCCUCAGAUUAAAAAAAGAGACGAAAGCUCCUGUCCACAUUGUGACCAAGCCCUACGUCCUCAACCAGCUUGAGGAGGAAGCCAACCUGCCAGGGAAGGCCAGCAAAACGCUGUCGUCCGACUUGAUCGAGUACGUCCAACACAUGAUCCGAGAACACAAAGACAACUACAAGGCGAUGGCCCGUGACGAGAAGAACUACUACCAGGACACGCCCAAGCAGAUUAAGAGGAAAAUCAACGAGUAUAAGCGCUGCCAUGCGCAGCACUACGACGCCUUCGUCGCCUCGCUCACAGGCCCGAUGUCCCACUGAAACCUUGACGCCUGGGGUGCUUUCAAGUAAGAGUGUUCCUAGAGGAUGUUCUAAUAUACUCUGAAGUCUGUUCUUCACAAGGCGACAAUAGUGUCCACCGACUUACUUUUUUUCACAGUUGACCCCGUUUGUGUUGACUUGGAAACGAAAGAUAAGGUGUUAAGGUGUCUUGGACUUAGGGAUUUAUUUCCUUUUAUUAACGAAAAAGAAGGCUGUUUUUUUUUUUCUUCUUAUA